Tremella mesenterica DSM 1558 is the source of this 816-nucleotide messenger RNA. RefSeq lists its product as uncharacterized. The coding region runs from base 1 to 816 and encodes 271 amino acids. NCBI's taxonomy places the organism in Eukaryota, Fungi, Basidiomycota, Tremellomycetes, Tremellales, Tremellaceae. Gene Ontology annotation, biological process: nucleosome assembly. Gene Ontology annotation, cellular component: chromatin; nucleus. Gene Ontology annotation, molecular function: histone binding; chromatin binding. The transcript is spliced from 7 exons. The record is from RefSeq and is a predicted model, not a curated record.
AUGAGUGUUAAAGGGUACGAACGUGACAUCCCAGAUGUUCCAGAGGCUUUACUCCAAGAGCUUGAGAACGAAACUGCCAACAAACGGUAUCGUAUGCUCCAGUAUAUGGCUAAGACAACUCUGGAGCAUUUGGAAGUAGUGCGACCUAAAGUCAAGGAUAUCGCUGGUUUCUGGCUUUACACCUUGUCAAACCAUGUCGCUCUCGAACCCCUUUUUGCGCUUAAAGAAGACCAAGAAGCUAUGAACUAUUGCACGGACGUAGAAUUGGUCAUCGACCCGAAAGACCCAAGGGCAUUCAAAAUCAUCCUCCAUUUCAAAGAGAAUCCCUUCUUCACCAACGACAAGCUCAUCAAGGCUUAUGAACUUCCUAAGAAUGUUGAAGAUUCCGAAGAGGAGGCGAAAAUUGAGGGAGAGACGUCUAAAGUGGAAGGAGAGAUCACCAAAGAGAUGCGCGAUUUUGAUCAAAGUGAUCUCAAUUCGACCAGCAUGAAGAUUGACUGGAAAUCAAGUGAAGUGGAUCUAUGUGCCAAAUUUCCUAGACAGAUGUCAGAAGGAGAGAUCGAUUACGAUGGUGACAAGGGGUCCUUCUUUUACUACUUCACCGCGGAAAACGAUCCAUAUGCCGUCGGCCCAAUUUUAUCGCAAGACGUACUCACAGAACCUAUCGAAUACUUUACCGGUAGAGCUGAUAACUGCCGUGAAGCAGAGUACAGCGAAGACGAAGAAGAUGAGGAGGACGAUGAGGAUGAGGAUGAGAUUGACUUGGAAGAGGAAGAGCCACGUGAUCUAAAGCGUAGGAAACUCAACGGCGCUUAA